AUGUCGACUGCGCCAGAUAAAGCUGCGCAGUCGGCCAUCCCAACACCUGAGGUGGCCCCUCAGCCCUCCUCCACCUCCGCAGUCCAGUCUGCUUCCUCGGCAGUCAUCGCAGGCACAGAUCAUGAAUCACAUAGCGAGUCUUCUAGAAGUGCAGCUCCUUCCAGCGAGCAGACGCCACCGCUAUCCGUUGCUGGGGAAGAGAAGCCAGGUUACGAAUACAAUCCAGGCGUCCGUAGCUUCAUUGGAGGCAAACACAAGGAAAAGUGGUAUCAGAUCUGGCGACCCAAGAAUCCACCUUCGCCUCCACCAAACAGCCUCGACGACGCCCGUCUCAUCCCUCUAGCCAAUGCCAGCAUCAUCAACCGCAUCUUCUUCCAAUGGAUGACCCCCAUCAUGGUCCUCGGAUACCAGCGUCCUCUCGAAGCUACAGAUCUUUGGCAGCUCUCCGAGGAUCUCAGCGCAAAGCAGCUCGGUGGCCAGCUCAACCGCGAUUGGGAUCGUCGUGUUCGCGAGGCCAAGGAAUACAAUGCCAAGCUCGUCUCUGGUGAGAUUAAGCCAGGCUGGCGACGUCGCACAUCCUGGGCACUCCGCUCCACUCUCAAACCUAAGGCCGGAAACACCAAGCAGCGCGAGGCCCGAUGGCGAGCACCACCCAAACCAACACCCAGCAACGCUGCUCCCGCGGGUCCCGGCAAGCCAGCCAAGACUGUCAAGGAUCCCUCAGGACACAAGAAGCCUUCGCUUGUCUGGGCCAUGCACGACCAGCUUGGUUGGAAGUUGUGGUCUGGUCUCAUCUUCAAGAUUGUUGGUGACGCUUCGCUCAUCACUUCGCCUCUCGUCCUCAAAGCUAUCAUCAAGUAUGCUCAGGAGCACUACGCCGCUAAUGCUAGGGGCGUCCCAGGUCCCUCAGUCGGUGAAGGUGUUGGCCUUUCCUUCGCUCUCUUCUUCAUGCAGAUCAUUUCGUCACUCGGUACCCAUCAAUUCUUCUGGCGCUCCAUGUCAUGUGGUGUUGAGUCGCGUGCGGCUCUCAUCACUGCCAUCUUCGACCGUGCCAUGAAGAUGAACGGCAAGGCUCGAUCCAGUGGCAAGCUCAUCAACCACAUCUCCACCGACUGCAGUCGUAUCGACUUUGCCUCGGCAUGGUUCUCCGUCGUCUUUGCUGCUCCUGUUCAAAUGGUCAUCUGCAUCAUCAUCCUUCUCACUCAGCUCGGUCCUUCAGCGCUUGCUGGUUUCGCCAUCUUUGCCCUUGCUACACCACUUCAAUUGCAGGCGAUGAAGGCCCUCUUCAAGAUCCGACGAGCUUCGAUGAAGUGGACCGAUGCCCGUGCCAAGACCAUCCAGGAGGUGCUUGGAGGCAUGCGAAUCGUCAAGUCGUUUUCUCACGAGUCCAAGUUCCUCGACCGAAUCUACGACAUUCGUAAGAACGAGCUCAACGGUAUCCGCAAGAUUCUCAUCAUUCGUUCUGCCAACAACGCCAUCGCCUUCAGUCUGCCCAUUCUUGCAGCUGUGCUCGCCUUCAUCGUCUACAGCUUGACUGGACACGACCUGAACCCUGCCAUUGUCUUCCCCUCGCUAACGCUCUUCCAGCUUCUGCGUAUGCCGCUCAUGUUCUUGCCCCUUUCGCUUUCCGCCACCACGGAUGCCAGGAACGCCUUCGACCGUCUCUACACUGUCUUCACUGCCGAACAGCUCGAGGACAGCGUGGAGCACGAUGAGGAGAGCAAGUUUGCUCUUGUUGUGCGUGACGGAUCGUUCCGAUGGGAGACUGCUGAAGCCGAGGAGGCUCUUCAGUCUAAGACCAAGCCCAAGGGCGGCGCUAAAGGUGCCGCCGGUGCCAAGUCGACAUCCGGGCAAGGCAGAUUUGGCAAGACCAAGAACUUCAUGAAGAAGUCAGCGACUCCACCUGCUGCGAACGAAUCGGGUCUUCCCGCCCCCGUCACGGCUAAGAAGCCCGACACCGACAACGGACGACGCCUGCAACAAAUCCAGGCCGAACAGAACGACUCCGCUGUCGAAGAUGACACUGAGGCAGUCCUCACUGAAGCUCAGCUUGAGCCAAAUAUCGGCGAGGCAACGUCGUCCGAGAAGGUCGAGAUCGAGGAGCAAGUGCCUUUCUCCAUGAACCACGUUAACAUGACCAUCCCCAAGGGCGAGCUCGUCGCCAUCGUUGGUCCUGUCGGUUCCGGCAAGUCAUCCUUCCUUCAGGCCUGUAUCGGUGAGAUGCGACAGACUGGCGGUUCAGUCCAAUGGGGUAGCGAGCGAGUUGCCUACUGCUCGCAGAGUGCCUGGAUCCAGAACGCCACCGUGCGCAACAACAUCCUCUUCGGCCAGCCUUUCGAUGAGGAGCGCUAUUGGCACGCGGUCAAGGUGUCCGAGCUCGAGACUGAUUUGGCUAUCUUGCCAGCAGGCGAUCUUACCGAGAUUGGCGAGAAAGGUGUCAACCUUAGUGGUGGUCAGAAGCAGCGUGUCAACAUCGCUCGUGCUCUCUACUACAAUGCAGACAUUGUCUGCCUCGAUGAUCCGCUUUCGGCUGUCGACGCUCACGUCGGCAAGGCUCUCUUCUACAACGCCAUAAUGGGUCUGCGCGCCAAGGGUACCACUGUUCUUCUCGUUACACAUGCUCUUCAUUUCUUGCCAGAUGUCGACCGCAUCAUCACCCUUGAAGAUGGUCACAUUGCCGAGAUGGGUACCUACGACGAGCUCAAUCACGCCAACGGACCUUUCCAGCACCUGGUACUCGAGUUCGGUGGUGAGAAGGAACAAGACGAAGAGGAGAAGAAGGAAGACGAAGACGAGGCCAUCGAGGAAGCUGAUGGCAAGAAGGGGAAGAAGGUGGACCGCAGUCACUUGACUGGCGGCAAGGGUGGCGACAAGGCCGGUACUCUCAUGCAAGCUGAGGAGCGCAACACCGGUUCUGUCUCCCUUCGUGUCUAUCUCUCGUAUCUCAAGUUCGGUCGUGGCUCUUACAUGGUUCCCAUCUGUUUGGUCAGCUUGGUCCUCAUGCAGGUGGCCAACAUCUUCAACUCGUACUGGCUCAUUUGGUGGCAGAAGGACCACUUCAACCAGCCCAUCGGCUUCUACAUGGGUAUCUACGCAAUGCUCGGUAUCGUCAUGACCAUCUUCACCUUCAUCAUGGGUUGUGCUAUGGGUUUCCUCAGUUAUUACGCCUGCAAGCGUGUCCAUCACGAGGCUAUUCAGCGUGUCGUCUACGCACCCAUGGCUUGGCUCGACGUGACACCUAUCGGACGUAUCAUGAACCGAUUCUCAAAGGACGUUGAUGUUGUUGACAAUCAGCUCGCUGAUGCUGUUCGUAUGGCUGCCAAUACCAUUGCAUCCGUUGCAGGUGCUGUGAUCUUGAUCACCAUUCUCACGCACUACUUCGUGAUUGCCGUUGCUGUCAUUCUGAUAUUUUACUUCUACGGUGCUCUCUUCUACCGCUCUUCGGCGCGAGAGGUCAAGCGACUCGACGCUAUCCUGCGAUCCAGUCUCUACUCGCACUUCUCCGAGACUCUUUCGGGCCUUGCUACUAUUCGCGCAUACCGCGAGACCGAGACUUUCAUCAAGGAGAACCAGAAGCGAAUGGAUGUCGAGAACCGUGCUUACUACCUCAGUAUCACCAACCAGCGAUGGCUCGGUGUUCGACUCGACCUGCUCGGUGCGCUCCUUGUGCUCAUUGUCGCUUUGCUCACCACUGCCAGCUCUACACCCAUCACCGGCGGUAACGCUGGUAUCGCGCUCACGUACAUGCUUACUGUCUCCCAGGCCUUCUCCUGGAUGACGCGUCAGAUCGCUGAAGUCGAGAACGACUCGGCUUCCGUCGAGAGAUUGCUGUACUACGCAGAAGAGCUGGAGCAGGAGAAAGCUCAGACUCGUCCUGACAACCCAACGCGUGAGUCGUGGCCUGAAGAGGGUCGCAUCUCGUUUAAGGAUAUCUGGCUCAGCUAUCGACCUGGACUUCCUUCUGUGCUCAAGGGCAUUUCGCUCAAAGUCGGCAGUGGUGAGAAGGUUGGUAUUGUUGGACGUACUGGUGCGGGUAAGAGUUCCUUACUCACCGCAUUGCUACGAUUGGUUGAGCUCAGCAAGGGCUCGAUCGAGAUCGAUGGCAUUGAUGUCGGUCAGAUCGGUCUUGAGGAUUUGAGACGCAAACUUGCCAUCUUACCUCAAGAACCUUUGCUGUUCAGUGGCACACUUCGCUCGAACCUUGACCCAUUCGGAAUCUACGAUGAUGCUCGACUCAACGACGCGCUCAAACGAGCCUAUCUCAUCGGCGAUGACACGCACACUCAUAGUGCAGCUACCCCUGUCAUCCCCGCACUUACAGGCGACCCUGACGCAUCAUCGCUCCACGACGCCGACUCCGAAAAGAAAGCCCUUGCUCUCUCGGGCGACUCAACCCCAACCCGCACCGUCUCACGCAUCAAUCUAGACACAGUCAUCGAGGAAGAAGGUGCAAACCUUUCCGUCGGUCAACGCUCGCUCGUUUCCCUAGCUCGAGCUCUCGUUAAGAACUCUAAGAUCAUUCUGCUCGAUGAAGCCACAGCAUCGGUUGAUCUUGAGACUGACGCAAAGAUUCAGCAGACAAUCAGAGAGGAGUUUUCCAAUCGAACAAUCCUGUGCAUUGCGCAUAGAUUGAGAACGAUUUUGUCAUACGAUCGGAUUGCGGUGUUCGAUAAGGGAGAGUUGGCGGAGUACGCUAGUCCACUGGAGUUGUUCGAUAGGGAGGAUGGGAUCUUUAGGAGUAUGUGUGUGAGAAGUAAUAUCACGCGGGAAGAGAUUUUGAGGAAUGCUAAGACCAGCGGUUUUGAGGCUUAG
Messenger RNA from Ustilago hordei, 4812 nucleotides. Its product is annotated as putative YOR1 - ABC transporter. The transcript has a single exon. The coding region runs from base 1 to 4812 and encodes 1603 amino acids. NCBI's taxonomy places the organism in Eukaryota, Fungi, Basidiomycota, Ustilaginomycetes, Ustilaginales, Ustilaginaceae. Gene Ontology annotation, biological process: transmembrane transport. Gene Ontology annotation, molecular function: ATP hydrolysis activity; ABC-type transporter activity; ATP binding. Gene Ontology annotation, cellular component: membrane. The record is from RefSeq and is a predicted model, not a curated record.